This is a messenger RNA of Colletotrichum karsti, 2355 nucleotides long. Its product is annotated as IBR domain-containing protein. Bases 1 to 2355 code for a protein of 784 amino acids. The record is from RefSeq and is a predicted model, not a curated record. Gene Ontology annotation, cellular component: ubiquitin ligase complex; cytoplasm. Gene Ontology annotation, biological process: protein polyubiquitination; ubiquitin-dependent protein catabolic process; cellular response to oxidative stress. Gene Ontology annotation, molecular function: thioredoxin peroxidase activity; ubiquitin protein ligase activity; ubiquitin conjugating enzyme binding. The transcript has 7 exons. Lineage: Eukaryota; Fungi; Ascomycota; Sordariomycetes; Glomerellales; Glomerellaceae.
AUGGCUUUCCGCGCCGCCGCUAGAAGAGUCGCCCUCGCCCGCCCCGCGGCCCCGGCCGCCAGGGCGUUCAGCUCCACGCCCCGCGCCUUCGUCAAGGUCGGCGACUCGGUCCCCGACGCGCCGUACCUCGUCGAGAACUCGCCCGGCAACAAGGUCAACCUGGCCGAGGAGUUCGCCAAGGUCAAGACGGGCAUCAUCAUCGGCGUGCCGGCCGCCUUCUCGCCCGCGUGCUCGGCCACCCACGUCCCCUCGUACAUCAACCACCCCAAGCUCAAGGAGGCCGGCCCCGUCUUCGUCGUGUCGGUCAACGACCCCUUUGUGAUGAAGGCUUGGGGCGAGCAGCUGGACCCUGCACACGACAGCGGCAUCCGUUUCUUGGGCGACCCGGCUGCCGAGUUCACCAAGACGCUUGAUGUCCAUUUCGAAGAGAGUGUUCCCAUCUUCGGCAACCUCCGUGGCAAGAGAUACACUCUUGUCAUCGAGGACGGCAAGGUCAAGGAGGCCCACGUUGAGCCCGACAACAUCGGCACCAAGGUCUCUCUGGCCGACAAGACUCCGAGUCUCGUCGUUUCCACUUGCGGAAACCUCCCCUCGCCUCCACCCAAAGUCGGCACGAUUCCUCCCACCACCAGGAAGCGAAAGGCCGCUGAGGCGACGAUAUCCUCCAAAUCCCAAGACGUUUUGCCCAACAAGAGGAUCGCCUCGGCUGCCACUCAGGACGCCCCCCCAACACCUGUCACUACUGCAAGCAACGGUAUGGAUUCCGAGGAGGAUUUCAUGUCCGCUCUCUCCAGCGAGGACGAGAUCAUGCAAGACGACAGCGGCGACGACAUGUCGGGUCCUGACGACUUCGACGAGGACGACUUCGAUGACGAGCCCGACGUCGACCUCGGCAUAGUCAAGGACUCGGACAGCAAGAAGAAGGUGGCCUACGACAUUACCUACAAAGUCUACGAGCCCAAAGACAUCCAAGCCCAACAGGAUGACAUGAUUGACGAGGUUAACAUGAUCCUCAACAUCCGCAAGGAAGAUGUCGCGAUAUUGUUGCGGCACUUCAGGUGGAACAAGGAACGUCUGAUCGAAGAUUACAUGGACACUCCCAAUAAGGUUCUGGAGGCUGCCGGUCUUGGGUCCAACGUCACCGGCCCGCCAAAACUGGAGGCCAUCCCGGGAUUCAUGUGCGACAUCUGCUGCGAGGACGAGGACGGUCUCCAGACGUUUUCUUUGAAGUGUGGUCACCGGUACUGCGUAGACUGCUACCGCCACUACCUAACCCAGAAGAUCCGCGAAGAGGGCGAGGCUGCACGCAUCCAGUGCCCCACCGAGGGCUGCGGCCGCAUCAUCGACUCCAAGUCCCUCGAUCUUCUCGUCACCCCCGAGCUCGCCUUACGAUACCACGAACUGCUGAACCGAACAUAUGUAGAGGACAAGGAUGCCCUCAAGUGGUGUCCUGCGCCGGACUGUCCGAAUGCCAUCGAGUGUGGCAUCAAGAAGAAGGACCUCGACAAGAUCGUCCCAACAGUAGCUUGCGGAUGCGGGCACCGCUUCUGUUUCGGCUGCAUACUAAACGACCACCAACCCGCUCCCUGCGAGCUUGUCAAGAGAUGGCUAAAGAAAUGUGCCGAUGACUCGGAAACGGCGAACUGGAUUUCGGCGAACACAAAGGAGUGUCCCAAGUGCAAUUCGACGAUCGAGAAGAACGGAGGCUGCAACCACAUGACCUGCAGGAAAUGCAAGCACGAAUUUUGCUGGAUGUGUAUGGGUCUGUGGUCAGAGCACGGCACCAGCUGGUACAACUGCAACCGUUUCGAGGAGAAAAGCGGCACCGAAGCUCGCGAUGCCCAGGCGAAGUCCAGGAUAUCGCUAGAGCGCUACCUGCACUACUAUAAUCGAUACGCAAACCACGAGCAGUCAGCCAAGCUGGACAAGGACAUAUACCAUAAGACAGAGAAGAAGAUGGUACAGCUCCAGACCGCCUCGGGAAUGUCUUGGAUUGAGGUGCAGUAUCUCAACCAGGCGUCUCAGACACUGCAAACAUGCCGUCAGACCCUCAAGUGGACCUACGCCUUUGCCUUCUAUCUUGCUCGCAACAAUCUUACGGAGAUUUUUGAAGACAACCAGAAGGACCUGGAGAUGGCCGUCGAGGCCCUGUCAGAAAUGUUCGAGAAGCCGGUCACGGAGCUUUGCGACAAGAAGUUGAAGGUCGACAUCAUGGACAAAACGUCGUACUGUAAGAAGCGGCGCAUCAUUCUCCUCGAGGACACCGCGGACAACCUGGCCAAUGGUCGUUGGACCUUUAACGUCGAUCUCAUCAACCUGCCGACAGGUGCCGCCACAAGCAGCAGUCGCCGCUGA